AUUUCCCUGUUAUACGAUUCCUAAUGGCCUCCCUUUCCUUGCUUGUUAUGUUCUUUCUCUCCCCUCUUCCGCUUCUCAGCUCGGCCGAAGAGCAGAUACAUCACCCGGCUUGUCCACCAUUUCGUUGUGGGAAAUUUGGGGAUAUCUUGCCCCCCUUUAGAAAUAACUCCAACUCUAAAUGUGGGUUGUACACAGUUGAUUGUUCAGAGCCAGUUCCGAAGAUACAGUUGAAAGAAGGAGGAUACUGGUAUGAACUUGAUGACAUCUCUCGGCAUGGACAUCAUAUGGCCAUCAAGAGCGGAGCGCCACCCGCACCUUUUGCUGACAUCAGUUGUGAAUCCAAGGACAGUUUUGCUCUCCCUAGUCCUUCCAUGAUAUCUAACCUGUCCACGACUUAUUUGUUGACCGUCUUCAAUUGCAGCCAAAACUCAGGCAUUCAUGUCCCGGCAGGAUUUGAUCACACUCCCUGCAGAGAUUAUGAUAUCUACUAUACUCUUUCAAAUAUUAGUUUCUCGGCUUUUACACCUCACUGUUCGAUGAUCCAACUCCCAGGCUAUUUUCAAACUCCCAAACAUGAUCCCAAACAUGCUGCAUUCUAG
Molecule: messenger RNA, 599 nt
Organism: Morus notabilis
Lineage: Eukaryota; Viridiplantae; Streptophyta; Magnoliopsida; Rosales; Moraceae
Product: LEAF RUST 10 DISEASE-RESISTANCE LOCUS RECEPTOR-LIKE PROTEIN KINASE-like 1.1
Exons: 1
Coding region: 24-599 (191 amino acids)
Source: RefSeq, a predicted model, not a curated record